Messenger RNA from Rhinichthys klamathensis goyatoka, 839 nucleotides. Its product is annotated as protein-glutamine gamma-glutamyltransferase K-like. The transcript is spliced from 5 exons. The record is from RefSeq and is a predicted model, not a curated record. Gene Ontology annotation, molecular function: protein-glutamine gamma-glutamyltransferase activity. Gene Ontology annotation, biological process: peptide cross-linking. The coding region runs from base 30 to 602 and encodes 190 amino acids. NCBI's taxonomy places the organism in Eukaryota, Metazoa, Chordata, Actinopteri, Cypriniformes, Leuciscidae.
UGAUAGAGUCUACUGGCAGCGGAGAUGUGAUGGGACCUUUAGUGUUGUUCACGUUGAGAAAAGUGCUGCAGGUCACUGCAUCAGCACCAAGGCCGUCGGCUCAGACAAACGAUAUCACUCACCUCUACAAACAUCCACGAGGUACGGAGGAAGAGCAUACUGCUAUAGAAACAGCCAUUCGUCACGGCUCCAAGCGAUGCACAUACCCAUUGCCCUGCGCGGAAGAUGUGACCGUCAAAGUCAGCAUGCAUGGGGAAGGACCAUGUGUAGGGAAGGAUGCUGUGCUUUCCAUCAUUUUGCAGAAUAAAUGCAACUCGCCUCGUACCAUCACCCUCUACAGUCAAGAGGCAGCCACAUACUACACCGGAGUCCAUAAUGCUUUAGUGAGGAAGAGGAGCCAAGUGAACAUUGAGCUGAAGGCCAGUGAGGUCCAGACUCUACCGUGGACCCUGCGAUAUGACGAGUAUAAGAACCACCUAGUGGAUCAGGCGGCCUUGAUGCUCCAUCUCUUUGGACAGGUCGCUCAGACCAAACAGAUUCUGGCCACUCAGUUCCACUUCAGAACUGCGCACUCCAGAUCUAGUUAUAUCUCCUGUAUGUGAUGCAGUCCUGGGUCAAGAAGUGCCAGUCAAAAUCACAUUCCAAAAUCCACUGCCUUGUGUCCUAAAGAAUGUGAUAUUUCGUAUUGAGGGUCUGGGACUGAAGCAUUCCAGAAUUGUUAGCUAUGGUGAUAUCGCAAGCCUGGGCACAGUGAAUCUGACAGAGACAUUUAUUCCAGUGCGACAUGGUGCACAGAAACUACUGGCGUCCCUCGACUGUCCUCAACUCAAUCAAGUGCA